Molecule: messenger RNA, 5592 nt
Organism: Lathyrus oleraceus (garden pea)
Lineage: Eukaryota; Viridiplantae; Streptophyta; Magnoliopsida; Fabales; Fabaceae
Exons: 13
Coding region: 1-5592 (1863 amino acids)
Molecular function (GO): protein binding; ADP binding
Source: RefSeq, a predicted model, not a curated record
AUGGACAGUGAAGAAAACACCAAAUUAGUCAAUAAGGUAUUAGCAUCUCAAGUAUCUUUCGAAUCAAUCCUUGUUUUUAGUGAUAUUGCUCGACAAAAUCCAAAUUUCCUUGAUCUUGGUGAUGCUUAUAAGCUAGCUCUCAGUAAUAGAGAAAGACAGUUGUCCAUUCGUCACUACAAGGCAAUGGAAGAUUCUUUUGAUGAAGAACUUCAAAUACUACCUACUGCAGAUUGUAGAAAGAUGGUUCUUACAGCUUCAACAUUUGCUGCUGCAAUAAGUUUUUGUUUACUGCAUAAUAUGAAUUGCAAUAUGGCGAGUUUCUUGACUGAUUUGGCGAAGCCAUAUGUGGAGAAAUUGAUAAAUGGCGUAAUUGCAGAAUCGAGUUAUAUAUGUUGCUUCAUGUGCAUUGCUAAGGAUUUUGAAGAAGAAAAAGCUAGGUUGGAAGUAGAAAGGACAACUUUCAAGCAACGCAUUGAAGUGGCAACCCGAAGAGGGGAAGAUGUUCAAGCUAAUGCUCUUUCUUGGGUAGAAGAAGCUGAUAAGCUCAUUCAAGAAGACACCAAAACAAAACAAAAAUGUUUUUUUGAAUUUUGUCCUCAUUGCAUAUGGAGAUAUAGAAGAGGAAAAGUACUGGCAAAUAGGAAGGAUCAUAUUAAAGAAUUAAUGGAAGUUGGAAAGGAACUUACAAUUGGACUCCCAGCUCGUCUUCCAGAUGUUGAACGCUAUUCAUCCCAACACUAUAUGCAUUUUAAAAGUAGAGAAUCCAAAUACAUUGAGCUUUUGGAUGAACUCAAAGAUGACAACAAUUAUAUGAUUGGGUUGCAAGGGAUGGGGGGCACAGGAAAAACUACAUUGAUCAAGGAAGUGGGUAAGACACUUAAGCAAUCAAAGCAAUUUACUCAAAUCAUCGAUACCGCAGUGUCAUUUUCUCCUAAUAUUAAAAAGAUUCAAGAUGAUAUUGCUGGACCCUUGGGAUUGAAAUUUGAUGACUGUAAUGAAUCCGAUCGACCCAAAAAACUAUGGAGCAGACUAACCAAUGGUGAGAAGAUUCUUCUAAUAUUGGACGAUGUGUGGGGCGAUAUUGAUUUUAAUGAAAUUGGAAUUCCAUAUAGUGACAAUCACAAAGGUUGUAGGAUUGUUGUAACCACGCGCAGUCUGUUGGUGUGCAAAAAAUUAGGAUGCAAUAAGACAAUCCAACUAGAUCUCUUAUCUGAAGAAGAUGCGUGGAUCUUGUUCAAAAGGCAUGCUAGUCUAAGUGAAACUUCAACUGAAUUUUUUCUUGACAAGGGACGUAAGAUUGCAAAUGAAUGCAAAAGGUUACCUAUUGCAAUUGUUGUUAUUGCUAGUAGUUUGAAGGGCGAACAACAUCGGAAUGAAUGGGAUGUGGCCUUAAAAUCAUUUCAAAAACCUAUGUCCAUACAUGGUGUUGAUGAUGAACUUGUUAAAAUUUAUAACUGUUUGAAGUUUAGCUAUGAUAAUAUGAGGAAUGAAAAGGCAAAGAGUUUAUUCCUUUUGUGUUCUGUGUUUCGAGAAGAUGAAGAGGUUCUUACUGAAAGGUUAGCCAGACUUGCCAUCGGAGGAGGCCUUUUUGGGGAAGAUUAUGGAAGCUACCAAGAUGCUCGAAGUCAAGUAGUUAUAUCCAAAAAUAAACUCCUAGAUUCUUGUUUAUUGUUGGAAGCCGAUCAAGGGAUAGUGAAAAUGCAUGACUUGGUUCGUGAUGCUGCCCAAUGGAUAGCGAACAAAGAGAUUCAAACAGUACAAGUGUAUGACAAAAAUCAAAAGGCAAUGGUUGAAAGGGAGAAAAAUAUAAAAUAUUUGUUAUGUGAAGGCAAGCCAAAGGACGUGUUUUCCUGUAAGCUUGAUGGUUCCAAGCUUGAGAUUCUAAUUGUCAUUUUAUGUAGGGAAGAAGGUGACAAGCUUUCAAAUAUCAAAGUACCAGAUUCCUUUUUUGAAAAUAAUACUGGACUUCGAGUUUUUGUUUGUGAUUUUUUUUUUUUAAACCUAUCAUUACCUCAAUCAAUACAAUCGUUGCAGAAUAUUCGAUCUCUUAUCUUUAGAUCUGGUAUGUUGGGUGACAUUUCUAUCUUGGGAAAUCUGCCAAGCCUUGAGACACUUGAUUUGAGUGGUUGUCGUAUUAAUGAAUUGCCGAGCGGAAUUACGAAAUUAGAUAAGUUCAGAUUGUUGAAAUUGGAACAUUGUUCAAUUUCUUGGAAUAAUCCGUUUGAAGUGAUUGAAAGAUGCUCAUUACUUCAAGAGUUGUAUUUUGUAGGGAGUUUUAAUCAUUGUUGUCGAGAAAUAACUUUACCUACAUUGCAGAUGUUUUGUGUAGCCGACGGCUCUGGAAUUGAUUAUUCAUCAUCAUCAAAGUGUGUGUCUAUUGACUACGAAAAUGAGUUUUUCCUAUCUGAAACAACACUCAAGUAUUGUAUGCAAGAAGCAGAGUGCCUCAUUGAAACUAAGCAUACUUCUUCUCAAGUAUCACAUGUAUUCUCUAAGUUGGUUAAACUACAUCUGGAGAAAAUGGAAAAUCUAGAAGAGUUGUGCAUAGGUCCUCUUUCCUUUGACACUUUUAAGAGUUUAGAGGACCUAUCUAUCGGGAAUUGCAAACACUUGCGAAGUUUAUUUAAGUGCAACCUUAGCCUACGCAAUCUAAAGAAAGUUUCAUUGAAUAGUUGUCCGAUGUUGAUCUCCUUAUUCGAACUUUCAACUGCCCGUAGCCUAGUGUUGUUGGAGAUAUUGGAAAUAAUUGACUGUGAGGGUCUUGAAUAUAUAAUACUAGAUGAAAGAAAAGGAGAGGGAUCAAGAAGAGAAAUAAUUGAUGAUGAUAGCAAGAGUCUGGACCCAAUGUUUUUGAAACUAAAAGCUCUUGAAAUUAGGAAGUGUCCAAACUUUAAAGUAAUACUUCCGUUUGUCUCUGCUCAUGAUCUUCCGGCACUAGAAUCCAUCACAAUGAGAAGUUGUGAUAAGCUGAAAUACAUAUUUGGGCAAGAUGUCAAACUUGGUUCCCUAAAAUAUAUAAAUCUUGAUGAUGUACCCAAUUUAAUUGAUAUUUUUCCAGAAAGUAAUCAUACGACAUCUUUGUCCAAUAAGAAGUCAUCUUCUAUUUCUAGAUCCGCUUCCAAGCCAGCAACACAGUCGGACUAUAUCAAAUGCAACAUCUUUUCAUGGAUUGAUAUGUAUUAUUGUGGAAACAAAUUGAGGAGUACCAAAAGUACUAAAAUUCCAUUGGUUCAUGUGAAUCAACCACAAAACAACUUAAUGGAAUCAAAUUCAUAUUGCCUUAGCAUAAACAUAUGGGAGCGUGCUCAAUGUAUUUCAAGACAAUCAAAGAUCCUAUGCAAUGUUAAAGAGAUUCAGUUGACUGAGUUGAGGAAGAUAAAAUCAAUAUUUGUCCUAUCUAUUGCUCCAAGAAUGUUGUUGGAAACUUUGAUAAUUAAAGGUUGUGAUGAAUUGAAACACAUAAUAAUAGACACCGAAGAUCACGACAAUGCUGAUGACAAUAAUUUGGACAAUGUCUUCCCAAAGUUGAAAGUGCUUUCCAUUAUAGAUUGCAUCCGAUUGGAAUAUAUAUUCGGACAUUACAAUGAUGAUCAUCAAAACGACAUUGAGGUUCAUCUUCAUCUUCCAGCAUUGGAGUGUCUCUAUCUUUCCAAUCUGCAAAAUUUGGCUGCCAUGUGUCCUAAACAAUAUCACACAACAUUUCCACCUUUGAAAGAUCUUGUACUCGAUAAAUGCUUACAGGUUGCUGAUAUGAAACCUAUUGGUGAUUUCAUAUCUCAUCAUUUGGUUUCAAGAUCUGUCGAUGGUACCAUCACAAAGAAAUUGAGUGGGAACAUGGAGUAUUUGCUUGCUUUGGAAAGACUCGGGUUAUGUAUGUCCAAAGUAGAAAGUAUAUUUUGUGUCAAUGAAGUAAAUGAACAACAAAUAAACUUAGUGUUGCGAAAGAUUAUGCUGGACGAAUUAUAUGUGGUGACUUGUCUUUUUGUUGGUCCCAAAGAUUCUUUUGUCCUCCAAAACCUAAUAACGAUACAAAUUAUGCGAUGUGAAAAGUUACAAGUCAUUUUCUCCGAUUCUAUUUUAAGAUGUCUACCACAAUUGCAUGAUAUAAUGAUAAUAGAGUGUGAUGAGUUGAAGCAUAUCAUUGAAGAUGAUUUAGAGAAUAAGAAAAUGUCAAAUUCCUCAUCCUCAAGGACAUGCUUCCCAAAGCUAAAUGUGCUUGUUGUAAUAAAGUGCAACAAGUUGAAAUGUGUGUUUUCGACCUCCGUAAGUAACGAGCUUCCGGAGCUAAAGUGUCUGAUCAUAAGAGAAGCAGAUGAACUAGAGGAAAUAUUUAAAACUGAAGGGGAGGAAAAUCAGAAAGCCAAGAUUCUAAAUUUGAAAUUUGUAGCAUUUGUGAACCUACCAAGCCUCUUCCAAACACAGGGAAUUCAAUUUCAAACCGUAGAAUCUCGUUUUGUAAUGGAUUGUCAAAAACUCUCUCUCACUUCAACAUCAAGACUCGCCUAUUUCUGGGAAAUAAUUGGUUCCGAUUCACUCAUGGAUAUGGAUGAAGGAGCGUUAAGAAAUUUGUUGAUUAUACUUCAAAAAAUACAAGAAGAAUCCCGUGGCCACAAUACUAAAGAUUUUAUCGCUGGAAUUGAAGUUGAAGCAGCGUCAAGUCACGAGUUGACAUCUUCAGAGUGGGAGGGCUCUACGUCCGAAAUAGAUGUAGCAGCAACUUUGCAACCCAUUUCAGAAAAAAAGAAUGAGCCAACUUUACAGUUAGUUGCUCCUAAACAAAAGCAGGGUAAUGCGAUAAACGUUGAAGAAGGAAAUACAUCUUAUAAUGUCAAGACAAUAACAUCAUCAACCAAUUUAGAAUUAGAACAUGGUGAUGAACAAAUAGCCAUGACUUCUUUUUCCAUGGCCUCUAAAGAAACCAAUGAUCAAGUUUCUUGGAAUGACGAGGCUUUCAAGAAUGUAAGCUCAAAUAUUGAGGAACAGUUACCUAAGAAAGAUGAUAUAAUAGUUUCAAAAUCAAAACCCUCUUCAAUUGCAUCCAAGUUUCCUUCAAUACCUUCUAAAGGGAACUCAUCUAAAAUAGUAGAAGAUUUAAGUUAUUCUUUGCUUAUCACAAAGGAGCUUGAGCAACUAGUCUCCAAGAAGCAUUUGGCUUCAGAGAACUUGUCUCUGUUAACUGAUUUCCUUGUUUUGCACCCUUCCCUUCACUUAAAGGACACUUCACUGAGUAAUAGAUACAAGGGUUGUGCCUACAGUUUAUUAGCUCAGCUAUUGAAGUUUCUCCAAACUCAUAGUGCUGUUGAUGCAAUGGGCUCAUACCGCACCGAAUUCGUGGAGCUAUUACAAGAUGCACAUAGCUUUGGUUUUGAUAAGGAUUGGUUGAAUGGUGUUGAAAGACGUGGUUUGUUUCCUGAUAUACAAGUGUUGGAUUCUAAGCAACAGGUUACCAAAGAAUUUGAAAUGUUGCGUUUCAAGAUAGACAAUUUAAGUCAAUAUGUGGAAGAUCUUAAGCAUCAAUUGACAUCUUCUGAAACUGUUUUGGAGAGCAUCAUUCAGAAGGAGGCAGAUUUAAGCGCCCCUAUUGGCUAUUAG